This is a messenger RNA of Helobdella robusta, 633 nucleotides long. RefSeq lists its product as hypothetical. The coding region runs from base 1 to 633 and encodes 210 amino acids. The record is from RefSeq and is a predicted model, not a curated record. The transcript is spliced from 2 exons. NCBI's taxonomy places the organism in Eukaryota, Metazoa, Annelida, Clitellata, Rhynchobdellida, Glossiphoniidae.
AUGGCCAGCAGGCAAGCAGGCAGCAUGUACUCAGCAAACAUUCAACUUGCUUCGGAUGUCAGAUUGUCAAUCAUGAAAUUUUAUUGCGUUUUGUUGCCAUUGGAAAAUUUAAAACAAAGUCAAAAAAAUUUAGAGAACGAAGGACAAAGCGUUGCAGUGGAAGCGUUGAAAUGUGAACAGCAGGUUGAAACUGCUGCAACACACCAAGCCGUUCUAUGCCUUGUUGAUAUUGCACAACUACAUUACACAACUACAUUACACAACUACAUUACACAACUACAUUACACAACUACAUUACACAACUACAUUACACAACUACAUUACACAACUACAUUGCACAACUACAUUACACAACUACAUUACACAACUACAUUGCACAACUACAUUACACAACUACAUUGCACAACUACAUUACACAUCUACGUUACACAACUACAUUGCACAACUACAUUGCACAACUACAUUGCACAACUACAUUACACAACUACAUUGACGUGCGGUAACGUGCUAGAUGCCUUGUUGAUAUUGCACAACUACAUUACACAACUACAUUACACAACUACAUUACACAACUACAUUACACAACUACAUUGCACAACUACAUUGCACAACUACAUUACACAACUACAUUGA